Messenger RNA from Ylistrum balloti, 1275 nucleotides. RefSeq names its product nose resistant to fluoxetine protein 6-like. NCBI's taxonomy places the organism in Eukaryota, Metazoa, Mollusca, Bivalvia, Pectinida, Pectinidae. The coding region runs from base 1 to 1275 and encodes 424 amino acids. The record is from RefSeq and is a predicted model, not a curated record. The transcript has 10 exons. Gene Ontology annotation, molecular function: acyltransferase activity, transferring groups other than amino-acyl groups.
AUGACGUUUUCUGUGUACACUAAUGGCCGGAAGUUGAUGAGCACAAAACAGGCAGGUGGCGCUCUUGGUGCCAUCAACGGAAUUCGAUUCCUCAGCAUUUCCUGGGUGGUUCUAGGACACUCAUUUUCGUCGGAUAUGAAUAAUCUUCAAAAUCCUACAUUUAUGGCGGAUUUCAUAAGCAACUGGACAUCCAUGGUUUUGGUCAAUGGUCUCCUGUCUGUAGACUCAUUUUUCACCCUAAGCGGGCUGCUGGUGUCCUACCUGUUUAUGAGGGAGAUGAAAAGGGAAAAGGGACGAAUAAACUGGUUCAUGUUCUACUUUCACCGCUUCUGGAGGCUUACUCCAGCUUAUAUGUUGGUACUAUUUCUCGAUAUGUCUCUGCUUCGCUAUCUCGGGGACGGACCGUUCUGGAGUAAAGAGGGAUUGGAACCCAAUUGCAGGGAGAACUGGUGGACGAAUCUCCUAUACAUCAACAAUGUCUACAAAAAACGGAAAAUGUGUUUUGGCUGGUCUUGGUAUCUGGCCAAUGACAUGCAGUUCUAUGUCGUGAGCCCUCUCCUUUUGGUGCCUCUUUAUUUCUGGAAAAAAAUAGGAUUAUUUGUAAGCUUCUUGGCGUUAUUGGGAAUCUGGAUAGUAACCGGAAUUAUAUCUGGACAUUACGAGCUCUUACCCACAUUUGAAUAUCUUUUUUUUUUCAGGGCCCAACAGGAUAAAUACUUUUAUGAGUAUUACAUAGUACCUUGGUGCCGCAUGGGACCUUACAUCGUUGGUAUAGUGACCGGGUACAUCAUCUACAAGACCGACGGCAAAUUUAAAAUACCAAAGGGUAUCAACAUGUUGGUUUGGACAGCAAUUGCCUUGACCGCAUUACUUGUUGUGUAUGGAAUAAACGGCCCUGUCGAAGGCGAUGAUUGGGGUAAUGGCGUGAACGCGCUCUACAACGCCGUCCAUCGUUCCGUUUGGGGCAUGUGCGUUUGCUGGGUCAUAUUUGCAUGUGUCACAGGCAACGGAGGAAUAGUGAACGACUUUCUCUCCUGGAAGCUGUUCGUCCCCCUCGGUAAACUCAGCUAUUGCAUCUAUCUGACACAUCUCCUCGUCCUGGAGUACUAUCUUCUCUCAAUGCGACAAUCUAUGUAUGCCACCACUCUUGAAUUGACUUUCCUUUUCCUUGGAACCUUGAUGUUGUCCAUUCUGGUGUCUAUUGUCGCUUCGCUCGCUUUUGAGGCCCCGAUGAUGGCUCUGGAGAAGGUUGUAUUUCGACGAGGCAAAAAAUGA